Molecule: messenger RNA, 1269 nt
Organism: Lachancea thermotolerans CBS 6340
Lineage: Eukaryota; Fungi; Ascomycota; Saccharomycetes; Saccharomycetales; Saccharomycetaceae
Gene: RRT2
Product: diphthamide synthase
Exons: 1
Coding region: 1-1269 (422 amino acids)
Molecular function (GO): protein binding
Source: RefSeq, a predicted model, not a curated record
AUGGAUCUUCCGGUACGCGACACUAAUCAACAUGAAAAGUUCACAAUUUUCUGGAAUCAUAAAAGACGACCUCAAGUAAACGCUGGAGAGUUAAACGCCUUAAAGGUACCUGCUCUAUCGCUCUUGUCCUAUAUGACCGCCCCGGAGUCCGAGGCUAAGGCAGUGAGCCACACCAAUAAGCCGCCAUGCUGUUUGCGCAUCUUCCGUGAUGAUUUCAUCAUUUUGGGUACCUACGACCUGGAUAAACCUAGCGGAGCUAGAACAGGAUCAAUUGAUGUACUUGACAAGAAUCUCGGCCCUCUGGGGACUUAUGAUACAUAUGGUGCAGUCUUGGAUCUUAAGUUGUCUCCCUUCGAUGAUACACUAAUGGCAUCUGCCCACUCCACCGGAAACGUCGAACUAUGGAGGAUAGAGUACGAAUCCAUUGCCUCUGAUAGGACUUUAAAGCUGCUUCGCAUAGCUAAUCUGCAAGUUUUCGACGCCGAUACACUAAUAACUUCUCUUCAUUUCUCCCCAAGGACGCCCGAGAACCUGUUGGUAACAGCAACCAAUGGGGAAACGCGUGUCCUAGAUCUCAAACACGAGUCUGAGGUUUUCACAUCUCAAGCGCUUUCCACGCAAUAUUCUAAACUUGAAACAAAUCUCCUAGAUGUUCAAGGGCGCCAGGCUUCUGUUUUGAACGUUGACUCUGUCACGCUCGACUAUCAGCAUGCUCUAGAAUGCUGGACGGCUGAAUAUGGCUGCCUUGCGCCUUUUGAAAAUGUUGUGUUUACAGGUGGGGAUGACUCUGCCAUAGCAGCUCAUGACCUGCGCACCCUGGAGACUGUAUGGUCUAAUUCAAGGAUUCAUGAAGCGGGUGUGGUUGCAAUAAAAUGCAGCUCAAGCACUUUCCGAGCCAACAAGCCUACUAGCAUUCUAACAGGCUCGUAUGACGACCACAUAAGAUCAUUAGAAUUACGCAUGAUGGGAGAUUCUAUAUAUCCAGGCGUUAAUGUACCAGUCGCGAACUCCAGCAGCUCCAAUUUAGGUGGGGGUGUUUGGAGAUUUGCCGAGUCGCCUCAAAAUGCACAAGACAGCGAAUCAAACAAGUUACUAGUCUGCUGCAUGUACGACGGAGCCAAAAUUCUGCGUGUAGAUGGGGACGAUUUUAUCAUUGAAACCUAUACCAAGAAAAAUCACGAAUCAAUGUGUUACGGCGGUGACUGGGGCCAUAAAUUUGUUGCCACCUGCUCCUUCUACGACAAAGUUGUUCAGUUGUGGGACGAAUAA